GCUAUGUAAUUUCCAUUUUUUACUUUAAUUUCCUUUAAUUAAUUCUAGUAGCAGUUGAAGCGGAUUACAAUAUUACUCUAUCUUUGUUGAUGUUGACGAUAUACAUAUAUGUUUGUGUGUAUUUGUAAUUGUGAUGUUAUCUAGAUCAAGGCAGUAGUGUUGAAAAUAGCUUGUGAAUUGUUGUCGUUCUGCUUUUUUUUCGAGUUCGAGCGAUAUUUGUUCUGGAAAAUUGCGAGAGGACUUGUAGAAGUUUGUAAUGUAACUAGUUAUAUUGGGAUGAUUUGAAUUGUCGAAUUAUUUGAAGAACUGUGGAGGAAUGCCUAUGGUUGAAUAACGGAAGCCUCGCAACUUUCAGUAACUAGAUAGCUAUAGCAGCGUUCCUUGCUUCACUUCUCGCGUGUGUGUGAGAUGUCGGGGGAAAAGUUUUAUAUAUUUAUAUAGCUAUAGCAGGGUUCCUUAUUUCUCGUAUGUGUGUGUUUAGCUGGGUUUUGUACGGUUAGUGUGUUCUAAUUAUAAUUUAUAUUGUUAUAUAUAAUCCGCAUUAAUAGAGAACUUCUCUACUGUAGGCUUUAGACACUCUUUUCCCUCUAAAUAUCUGUGUGUUUGUUGGUAGGGUUGUGGAUAUGGUUGUAAACGAACCGAUCUAGGAUUCUAAACGAGUCGAGCUGGUCAUUAAGAAACUCAACUCGACUAGGAAUAAAAAUGGCUCAAUUGUACCUAUCUGAACCCUCAUGGGAUCACAUAGAGGAUGAUGCGUCCGUGAAGCAGAGAAUAUCUCUCUUGACUAAGCUGGAAACAAUUAUCCUAUCACUGUUGUCAUACGGGGGUCGGUCUGAGGCUCGCUUAUGGCUCUGCAACACACUUUCAGGCAUGAGUUUAAUCAAUCCCCGCAACCAACAAGAGGUGUUUGUGAAGUUAUUAAGGUCUAAACCACGUAAGCUUGUCCUUGCGAGUCAGCUAUUGCAGAUGAUCUUUGAAAAGAGACCAGAAAGAGUUGGAGCUAUCUUAGCCAAGAAUUGUCACAUGCUAGAGAUCUUCUUUAGAGGACAUCCAGACCGUAUCAUCCAGUGGUUCUCCAGUUUUUCUGGGAGUGGCGAUUUGCAACAUAGAAAAGGUGCCAAGGCAUUAUCACAAUUUGCUUUCGUGAAUCGAGACCUCUGCUGGGAGGAGCUUGAAUGGAAAGGAAAACAUGGGCAAUCACCUGCAGUGGUUGCCACAAAGCCUCAUUAUUUUCUUGAUAUUGAUAUUCAACAAACUGUUAAUAAUUUCCUUGAAUAUGUGCCUGAGUUUUGGUCAUCCAGAGAGUUUGCUGAGUCAUUAGAAGGUGGGGAAAUCUUGUUUAUGGAUGUGAAAUUCUUUGUUCAGUUGUUUCUUGAUUUUAUGUAUAAAGAUGACUUGAAAGAGAUGUGGGAAGUCGUAGAUGAGUUUCUGAUGGAUGAAUCUUUCUCAUCUCUAUGUCAACACCUUCUUAUUGUUCUCGAAGAGAGAGACUUGCUUCUUUUCCUGAAAUUAAGCCGUAAGGUUCUUAAAUUGAAGAGGGAACAUAUAGAGACUGGUUCUUCAUUUUAUUGGUUUGAGAUGAUAUUAUCGAAGUUCAGCAUUUCCGACUCUAUGGAUGAGCUACUCCUGUUAAAUGCAGUUAUGAAUAAAGGAAGGCAGCUUCUCCGUCUUAUUUGUGAAGAAGAGGCACAUGAGGAGAAAAUGCAAAUUCAGGAUAUAGUGCGGCAGGUUUGUGAAUCCUCUUGCCAUCACAGCAGUUUGGUCCCACUUAUGUUAGAGUGCAUAAAAACUAAAUCCCUAAAUCCAAUUAAGUGGCUGGGGCUGCAGUCUUUUGCUCUUCAUUACAGAUUAUCUGAGGAAUCUCAGACUCGUGAUACUUGGGAAAUAAUUUUUCGAAGUAAUGGAAUAUUUUUUCGUAAUUCUGAAAACUAUCCAUUAUUAGAUCCUAGUGGAUUUUCUGAAGAUACUGCAUCUGAUUCAGACAAAAGAAAUUUAAUUGGAGUAAAACGCAGGAAGAAAGAGAAGCAUGGAAAGAAAAGGAGAAAACAUCGUGAUCAUGAUAAGAGCAAUAAUGCUUUGUUUGAUCUUGAUUUUUCAAACAAUAGUCCAAGUUUGUUAUCCCUGUCAAGUGGCUGGUUGCUCUCUACAGAUGGGUACUCUACUGUAUGGAACACUGUGGAUUUACCAGAACACCUAUCCAGGCAUUGCUUUUCUACAUGGCUGAAAUGGAUUUUCACAAAGUGGGAUAAUUCAGAAUAAUUUUUCAGCUUAAACUCUAGGUUCUAGCUGUCCUCUGCAGCAGAGAUGCUUCUUUGGUCAACAAUAUGAAAGAGAUAUUGAAGAAACUGGAUUUGGGAAAUUAAAGUACAUUCCCGUCUGACACAAUGUUGAAAAUCAUAUCAAUACAGGGUAAAGCUUAUGGUAAUAAACCUUACCUUGUCAUCACUGCUAUGCCACCCCAGCACUAUUUCUUCUACAAAGUCUGUAGCUGUUCGGAUGUUUAGUGAGAACAAGACUUAGGUUGCAGUAAAGCGAAUUGUGGAGCAGGCAGGCAGCCUGAUCUAAGAAAGAUUAGUAAUACAUCGACGGAAAUACCUAUCUAUGUAAUGAAAGUUAAUGCCUUCCUAAAGUGUGCCAAAAUGUAAAUAAGAUUAUGAAUUUGCCAUACAUUUAUAAUGAAUAUAAACAUACAUUGAACAUCCUAUGUAGGAAUUUUUUUU
Messenger RNA from Daucus carota subsp. sativus, 2720 nucleotides. RefSeq lists its product as uncharacterized. NCBI's taxonomy places the organism in Eukaryota, Viridiplantae, Streptophyta, Magnoliopsida, Apiales, Apiaceae. Bases 703 to 2259 code for a protein of 518 amino acids. The transcript is spliced from 6 exons. The record is from RefSeq and is a predicted model, not a curated record.